AUACUGUGAACGGUGGUACGAUAAGGCGGUGACGAGGUGUGAUUAGUGGUAGAAAGUAUAACGAUAAAGGUGGAACCUCUAGAAAUGUUAAUUAAUUCAUGGAGAAAUAUUGAUCGAUGCUAACCAAUAACUGAGUACAUGAGAAUGUACAGGUACCUACAGAAUCUUGAUGAGUGCAAAGAUGAAGACUUGUAUAGAGUUCGCAUGUUCUUUGUGAUUGCCUUGCUUUGGAGAUAGUGUCCACUACGAAAGAAUGAAACCAAAGAAGCUGUACAUAUCUCGGUAUAUCGAAAGUACAUUCGCCGCCUUUGUGAUAGGAGCAUGCGUGUUCACGGUAAUAACGACAAUGACAGCAUCUUCCAAACGCAAAACAUUGCAUACGAGCAGAAACCCAAAUGUUUUAAGACAAGAAAGAGAAUCAUUUUUGUUCUCUUUAUUGCGGGGAACUAAGAACACUAAACAAGAAGAUAUGAAAGAGCAACCACAAACAAAUGAUAUUUACCCUGACCAUACGAGAGAAUGGUUUAAUAGGAGUACUGCCAAAAAAUUCAUACCAGUAGGCCCCCAUCCUAAUCUCACUACACCGAUCAUAUCUAAUACUCAUAUAUGUAACUCAACGGAAGUAGAUAUCUUAAUUUAUUUUCAUAGUUUAUGGAGUCAUUUCGAACACCGUAGAAUGCUUCGCGAGUCCUGGGCCAACAAGAACGUGUUUUCAGACAUCAAAGUGAGAACAAUUUUCAUUCUGGGGAAACCACCAACCAAGGAGGAGCAGUUAAUGAUAGUGAAUGAAAAUUUGAAUACUCGGGAUAUUGUGCAAGGUAAUUUUGAAGAUACUCAAGGAAAUCUGACACUUAAAAGUAUGCAAGCCAUGCAAUGGAUAAAUGACAACUGUUUACAUGCCAAAUACAUUGUCAAAGCUGACGACGAUAUGUUCAUUAACAUCUUCGCCAUGACCGAAUUUCUUGUGUCCCAAAUCUUUCACAAGAGUAAAGUGAUUAUGUGUUCACUGAAAGAGAACAUGACUAGUGUUAUCGUAAGAGACCGCAGCAGUAAAUGGUAUGUUCCGGAUUAUAUAUACAAAGGCCAAAAAUAUUACCCAAAAUUCUGUGGUGGAUUUUUUGUUCUCUUUUCUUCGGAUCUCGUACCCGAGCUUUAUAAAUACUCAUUUACGUCACCAUACUUUUCCGUGGACGAUGCUUAUCUCUUUGGAAUGUUGCUCGGACAAGUAAAAGAUGUACAUUAUGAAGACAUUGCAAGUGCGCUUACUUUGAAUUUAAAGUCAGGACUCGAAGAAUAUAAUGGGAGUGGUCCACUCCUACAUGUCGGUGUCCUCGCGUGGGAUGAUGGGGGAAUAGAGAAACUCUGGUUGGCGACCCUCUCUAAAAUGACUCGCUGGACGAGGAACCAUGCAAACAUUGCUAUGGUACAGGAGGCAAUGAAGAAAGCAGCGGGACAACAUUUUAUAUGAAAUUGUUUUAAUCUCUGUAUUUAACAAUCUUGAAUGACUGAAAUGUGGUGGGUUGCAUGCUCUGUAAGUUGUCAGAUAUGUAUCUUGGUUAAUUGUGACUAAGGGGCACCUUUUGAAAAGUAUAAAUCUGGUUUUAUUCGCGGUGACUUUAUUUUGUCCAGAGUUUCUUCAAUCAAACUUCCUAUUCAGAAUAAAAUUUAUCAUUUACAAUCCCUAUCCGGAGCUGCCGUUUAAUGAUUUAGCGAAAUGUUUGCUCUGUAUUUAGUUAUGUCGUUCAUGUACCAUUUAGAUAUCAGACAAGGUACAGAAUUUUUUCAGAAAUCAUUUAUAGAACUUAAGUAAGUUGACAACUAAGGAUACCAUUUUUAGCAGUGGUAAUGAAGUCACAUGUACAUUUAUGCAGACACCUCACUGCCUGUUGAAGAUUGUUUAAUGAAUGCGAGACUGUGA
Messenger RNA from Saccostrea echinata, 1918 nucleotides. Its product is annotated as beta-1,3-galactosyltransferase 1-like. Lineage: Eukaryota; Metazoa; Mollusca; Bivalvia; Ostreida; Ostreidae. Gene Ontology annotation, cellular component: membrane. The coding region runs from base 254 to 1468 and encodes 404 amino acids. Gene Ontology annotation, molecular function: hexosyltransferase activity. The transcript has 3 exons. The record is from RefSeq and is a predicted model, not a curated record.